AUGCGGCACAAUUGUAUUUCCGAGAGGUCUACUGACUCCAUGGAUUACCAUUGUCCAUCCGAUUGCAACACGCGAUUCCUUAGCCACUUUUGGCGAUGUUUGUGGCAACUAUCUCACACAAGACUCGAUUUCAGCAGCGCUUAUCAUCCACAAAUGGACGGGCUAACGGAGGUUGUUAAUUGGUCUUUAGGAGCAUUGCUUCAAAGUUUAGUGGGUGAGAAUCUCAAGUCAUGGGACCGGCAGUUGUACCAAGCUGAGUUCGCUUACAAUCAGUCAAUCAACCGCAGCACCGGCCUUAGGCCGUUCACCAUCAUCUAUGGGAAUACAGACAAGAAGCGGCAUGCUUUGGAAUUUGAAGAAGGUGAUUUUGUGUGGGCGGUUCUAACUAAAGAUAGAUUUCCUGUUGCUGAGUACAAUAAGCUAGCGGCUCGUAAGAUUGGUCUGCUAGAGAUUGUGAAGAAGAUCAACCCCAAUGCUUAUCAAUUGAAGUUGCCCAGGCACAUCAAGACUUCAGAUGUCUUCAAUAUCAAGCAUCUUGUGCCUUUUAUAAGAGAUUCAUCAGAUGAGGAUGUGAAUUCGAGGGCGAAUUCUGUCCAAUCUGGGGAGGAUGAUGUAGACCACAAUGAUUGGGAAUAUAUGAGGAAGACCCAGACAGAUGGUAGUGUGAAGACACCCCAAAAGAUGGUGACACGAUCCCAGACUCGAGUUGCAGCAAAUGAAGUCUCUGGAACUGCGAUCGAUCGCACGCUAACUGCAAUCGAGCGCGCAUGCCCUGGAAGUGUGAGAGAAGUCCCUAGAACUACGAUCAAUCCUCUCCUGUGA
Messenger RNA from Corylus avellana, 822 nucleotides. NCBI's taxonomy places the organism in Eukaryota, Viridiplantae, Streptophyta, Magnoliopsida, Fagales, Betulaceae. The record is from RefSeq and is a predicted model, not a curated record.